AUGGCCGCUUUAAUGCUUGCUGUGCAAGAGGAAGUUGCACGACGUAGAGCCUUUAGAAGAGAACGAGUAUUCCGAGACCGGUUGCAUCCCCUCGACGCGUACAAUGAUCUUGAACUCUACCGAAGGUAUAGACUAGACCGAGAAACACUUUUGGAACUAAUCGAUGCUGUGGGAGAUGAACUCGAUCCAAUAACACUUCGUAACCAUGCACUUCCGAGGGAGCUCAAAGUCCUAGCUGCCCUGCGCUUUUAUGGUACGGGAUCCUUUCAGAUACUCACCGGUGACUCGGUACAAAUUUCUCAACCGACGAUGUGCAGGGUAAUUUCCCAAGUUACCCGUGCCCUUCUGGCACUAGUUCCCAAGGUCAUCAAGUUUCCUGCGCUGGAUGAAAUUCCUAAUAUUGUUGAGGAAUUUCACAACAUAGCCAAUUUUCCCAGUGUGUUGGGACUUGUGGAUGGAACUCACGUGUGGAUUUUGGGUCCAUCGCAGCAUGAAUGGCGUUAUAUCAAUCGGAAAGGGUACCAUUCGAUAAACACCCAGGUUGUGAUGGACGCACAAUAUCGAUUUAUAAAUGUCGUUGCUAAGUGGCCGGGUAGUACGCAUGAUUCGGUCAAUUUGAGAGAGAGUGGACUUUCAGAGAUCAUGUCGCGUCGGGAUGGUGAAGAAAUAUUACUUGGGGAUAGUGGAUACCCUGUUCGACCAUGGUUGAUGACUCCGUUUCUUAACCCCGAGACAGCAGCACAACGUCGCUACAACAAGUCCCACAAGAAAACGAGGUGCCUUGUUGAGAGGGGAAUUGGUCAAUGGAAACGAUGGUUCAACUGCCUGCAUGGUCAACUCAGAUACAGCCCACAGAAAUCAUGCGAGAUAAUUGCGGUGUGUGCAGCCCUUCAGAACAUUGCAGUUAACAGAGGACUGCCAGACUUCGAGGAUCUGCCUAUUGAGCAUCAGCAGCCACGGCAACCACAACCUGAUGAUGACCACGAAAAUGUUGCUGUACUUCCAGAUAGACCAAAUGGAGCUGCCGCCAGGAACGACAUUGUGAACAAUCACUUCCAGUAA
Messenger RNA from Lineus longissimus, 1062 nucleotides. Its product is annotated as putative nuclease HARBI1. The transcript has a single exon. Bases 1 to 1062 code for a protein of 353 amino acids. Lineage: Eukaryota; Metazoa; Nemertea; Pilidiophora; Heteronemertea; Lineidae. The record is from RefSeq and is a predicted model, not a curated record.